GCUUCCUCUGCUCUAUCCACACGUGUGUUAUUGGAGUAUGAUGCUGCGCGAGAUCUGCAAAACAUAAAGAAAAAUGUCGGCGUUCAAGAGAAAACGUGGAGGACAGACUCCUGGAAAUAAAAAAGCAAAGAAAGUCAAAUUUGUCGCAGAUGCAGGUGAAGCACCGGUAGAAAAUGAUCAGGAGAAGACAAACGAAAUUACAGUUCCAGCACCGGUUUCACAGGGCAAAUGGAAAAACAAGGAAAGGGUUCUCAUUUUCUCCUCAAGAGGAAUCAACUUCAGAACAAGACACUUGAUGCAAGACCUGAGGACCAUGAUGCCUCAUUCAAAAGCAGAUACAAAGAUGGACAGAAAGGACAAGUUGUUUGUUGUUAAUGAGGUGUGCGAGAUCAAAAACUGCAACAAAUGCCUCUUCUUUGAGGCCAAGAAGAAGCAGGACCUCUACAUGUGGAUUUCAAACACCCCUCAUGGACCUUCUGCAAAGUUUCUGGUUCAAAACAUUCACACACUGGCUGAACUCAAGAUGACAGGAAACUGCCUCAAAGGAUCCAGGCCGCUGCUGUCGUUCGAUCCUAAAUUUGACUCGGAGCCUCACUUUGCUUUACUAAAGGAGCUCUUCACCCAGACCUUUUCCACCCCGCGGUACCACCCUAAGAGCCAGCCUUUUGUGGACCACGUCUACACAUUCUCCAUUGCAGACAACAGGAUAUGGUUCAGAAACUACCAGAUCAUCGAGGAAGACGCUGCUCUUGUGGAGAUCGGCCCUCGCUUUGUUCUCAACCUCAUCAAGAUCUUUCAGGGGAGUUUUGGAGGACCUACGCUCUUUGAGAACCCCGACUUCACAUCUCCUAACAUGCACCGGAGACAGAUCCGACUAGCCGCAGCAGCCAGAGUGCGAGAGAAGCAGAUGGUGAAGGAGUUGCAGAAGAUGAAGAAAGGCGAAACAAAGGGGGAUGUGACUGAAGAUGUUACAGCUGAUGUGUUCCUGACACCAGCUGAUGACAAGCCUGAUCUCAUUCAAACAGAAGCGCCUGAGCCCAAAGUAGUGAAGAAAAACAAACACAAAGCUUUCAAAAGGCAAAGGAUGGCACGCAGGUAACUGGAUGGACUCUGAUACGCUGGAUGAUGGCUUACGCCUGCCAUGAUUCACUGUGGUCUCGAGUAAAUGUGGUAAUGCAACCGUGCAGUCAGGUUUAAAGUCAAAUCUGAUUAUUUUUUUCAUUAGCGUACAAGAAGACUUUAUGUACAUGGCAUUUAGUUAUCAUUGACAGAAUUGGAGGAUACCGGUUGUGUUCAAGAUCUGUUGGCAUAGUGUGUGUUUUCAAACGCAUUGUACUCUCACUCAGAAAUAUUGUGCAAACUGUAGCUGGCCAUUAAGGUGCAGCUUUAACAGUAUUUUUUCCCUGCCUUUUUUGAUAAAAGUACAUAUUCCAUCAACGUAAAAGAACGUUUAUUGAUUUUUAGUGAAUAAAGUUGUUUUAUGUCAUAAAAAUGUAUCAAUUUAA
This is a messenger RNA of Eleginops maclovinus (Patagonian blennie), 1505 nucleotides long. RefSeq names its product brix domain containing 2 (gene brix1). The record is from RefSeq and is a predicted model, not a curated record. Gene Ontology annotation, biological process: ribosomal large subunit assembly; rRNA processing. Gene Ontology annotation, cellular component: nucleolus. The transcript is spliced from 10 exons. Lineage: Eukaryota; Metazoa; Chordata; Actinopteri; Perciformes; Eleginopidae. The coding region runs from base 74 to 1099 and encodes 341 amino acids. Gene Ontology annotation, molecular function: rRNA binding.